AUGCCGAAGCUAGCGAUGAAACUGCAGGAAGCCGUUAACAACAGGAAGGUGAUUUAUGGGCUGCGUGAUGCAUUUGAGAAGUACUGCGAUAGUUUCGAUGAGAGAUGUGAUUCUGGUGAAGUUGGUGUACGUUUGCAGAGUCUGGAGAAAUUGAAGAAGGAUUUCGAUAUAAUACAGAGGCAAAUCGAUCAAAUGGAUGCGGAAAACUUGGACGAACAUAUUGCACAACGGGUUACCUUCGAAUCCAGUUUCUUCAAGAUCAAAGGUUUUCUGCUAUCCAAGCUUCCGAGCCAAAUAAACCAAUCACCUUUGAUGAACAGUACCAUGUUCCAAAACCCAUCUUCGGUUUCCGGUUUUCACCUUCGUCUACCUCAAAUUGACUUACCAAAAUUUGACGGUGAUUUUUCUAAAUGGCUAUCUUUUCGAGAUACGUUUUCAUCGAUGGUGCACCUGAACCCUGAGAUCCCAACGGUAGCUAAGUUGCAAUAUUUGCUUCAAUCCUGGCAAGGAGAUGCAAGAAAACCAUUCGAGACAGUAGACGUUUUGGCGGAUAAUUACGAAUCGACAUGGGAUGCAAUAAUAAAACGUUUCGACAAUCGUAGAUUUUUGAAACGGCAGUUAUUUCGAGCAAUAUACGACCUUCAGCCAAUCAAGAAGGAGUGUCCCCAAGAACUUAACAGUUUAGCUGGAAAUUUCGAACGACAUGUAAAGGCUUUGGCGAAACUGGGUGAGCCUGUUGAGUUUUGGGAUACUCCCUUAGUGAAUCUCUUUUCCUAUAAGUUGGAUCCGGUUACCUUACGAGCGUGGGAGGAAAAGACAAGCGAGCAAGAAGAAGUUAAGUUCGAUGAGAUGAUGGCAUUCAUUUACCAACGAGUCAGAGUUUUGAAUUCUGUGUUACCAGAGAACCAGCAAGGGAUCAAGGUGGCCGGUAAUAAACCCUUUAGAAGAUUGGCGGUAGCAGUCGCAGCGAAACCUGGAUCAAUUCUUGACACCAACAAUCCCUUUCCAUUGUGUGUUGUAUGCCCCGAAAGACAUUACCUCUACAAGUGUCCAACUUUCGAAAGAAUGUCCGUUCGUCAACGUCGAGAACUUAUUUCUCAGAAGCGUCUAUGUUGGAAUUGCUUCCGUUCCGGACACAUGGCUCGUAACUGUGCAUCGAAAUUUACGUGUCGACAUUGUCGAGAGCACCACCACAGUAUGCUGCAUGAAGAUCUAUCUCAACCAAACAGAUUACCCCCGCAACCUAUCCCUGAAGAAUCCAUUCCUUCAACGUCCACCCCUUCAACAUCCACCCCUUCAACAUCCACCCCUUCAACGUCCAACCCCCAAGUUAGUUUAUCCGUUCAGUCCACGAAUAGUACAGUGUUGUUGGAAACAGUUUCUCUCGUCGUAAUAGAUGGAUUUGGUCGAAAAGUUCCUGCUCGAGCUCUCUUAGAUUCGGCAUCGAUGUGCAACUUCAUGACUAAGAGACUGGCCAACACACUAAAUUUACGCCGAAGGAAAGUAGAUGUUGCAGUUUCGGGAAUUGGUGAUUCUAUGAAGCAAAUAAAGUGCAAAUUAACUGCAACUAUCCGCUCCAAUACUAGUCCGUUUGAAUCCCCAUUAGAAUUUCUCAUAUUAAAGAAACCUACUGUCAGUCUACCAACGGCACCAGUUGACAUUGCCAAGUGGGAACUACCUGAUGUUAUUCUUGCGGAUCCACUUUUCCAUAUACCCAAUGAUGUUGAUCUUAUCGUCGGUGGAGAAAUGUUUUACGAAAUUCACACCGGCCGCAAAAUUCAAUUGAGUGAUAAUCCACUCUUUGUCAUCGAAACUGCGUUUGGGUGGACUGUUUCUGGGAAGGCCCCUGUUCAAAGCGAAGUUACGCCUCAUGUAUGCCAUCUAACCACUGUUGAUCGCAACUUGGAACGAGCAUUGCAGAAGUUUUGGGAACUGGAGUCCGUUCCUGAGUGUUCUAAGUUAACGCCUGAAGAAGAACAGUGUGAGAAAAAGUAUUGUGCAACCACCACCCGCGACUCGUCUGGUCGUUAUACAGUUCGCUUGCCACUCACCCGCGAUCCACUCGUUUGUCUUGGGGAAUCUCGGUCUAUUGCUGAACGUCGUUUUUUAAACCUGGAAAAGAGACUUGAUCGUGAUCCUGGCACCAGAGAAGCCUAUUAUCAGUUUAUGGACGAUUACAUCCGUCUACAGCAUAUGAUCAAACUUGAGACAGUUGAUGAUUCCGUUCCCCACUGCUACUUACCUCACCACCCAGUUUUUAAAGACACAAGUACCACCACAAAGGUUCGCGUUGUCUUUGAUGCAUCGUGUAAGACAACAUCUGGAUUUUCAAUCAACGAUCUUCAGCUUGUGGGACCAGUCAUACAAGAUGAUCUGCUCUCCAUUGUUUUGCGUUUCCGGAAACAUCCAAUCGCUAUGGUAGCGGAUAUAGAGAAGAUGUACAGGCAGAUCCAAUUGCACCCUGACGAUUGUCCAUACCAAAGGAUUCUUUGGCGUCAGCAUGCCGAAGACCAAAUAGCAACAUACGAGCUACAAACCGUUACGUAUGGACUAGCCUCAGCACCCUUUCUAGCGACUCGCACACUCAAACAAGCCGCCAUCGAUGAGGAGGCCAGAUAUCCCAUAGCAGCUGUUGUUUUUCGUGAGGAUUUUUAUAUGGAUGACUGCCUUACAGGUAGUCAGUCAAUCACAGAAGCAGUUCGUCUACGGGAGGAAGCAACUGCCCUAAGUGUAGCUGCGGGAUUUCCACUUAAAAAGUGGGCAUCAAAUGUACCGGAAGCCCUCGCAGGAGUUUCUGAAGAGGAUCUAGCUAUCAAUCCUAUCCACGAUCUUCAGGACAACCAAACUGUUUCUACAUUGGGCCUAGUAUGGGAAACAGUUACGGAUUUGCUUCGUUUUCGUGUUCAACUGCCUUCUCCGGAUCCUGUUCUGACAAAAAGGAAGAUUAUGUCCUACAUUGCUCAGAUUUUUGAUCCACUGGGACUGGUAGGACCCAUUAUCACCGUUGCCAAGCUCAUCAUGCAGAGUUUAUGGGCCUUAAAAACCGAGGGCGAUAAUGCGUAUGAGUGGGACCGACCGCUUCCGGAGUCCUUACAGGCUACAUGGAGACAGUUCCAUAGCACACUAUCCAUUAUCAGCAAGAUUCGAGUUCCGCGUUUUGUUUCACUUCCGAAGGCCAAUUCACUUCAGCUGCAUUUCUUUUCGGACGCCUCGGAAAAGGCCUAUGGAAGUUGCUGUUAUUUAAGAACAGAAUCAGCCGACUCUGUGCGUGUGCGCCUGUUGACGUCGAAGUCAAAGGUGGCACCACUAUCCAGUCAUCACACUAUCGCUCGCCUAGAAUUGUGUGGAGCAGUUCUUUCAACCAGCCUGUACGAGAAAGUUUCGCGUGCUCUCAAGAUCUCUGCCGAAACGUGUUUCCGCAACAAACCAACUCUUGUACAGCAGAGUAUGGCGGACUUGCCUGCUUCCCGGGUUGUGCAAGAUCGCCCAUUCGCUAUUUGUGGUGUCGACUAUUGUGGUCCUCUGUACCUGAAGUCUCCUAUUCGAAAUCGCGCCCCAACGAAGGCAUACCUGGCCAUAUUUGUUUGCUUUAUAACUCGGGCGGUUCAUCUUGAGUUAGUCUCUGACUUAUCCACGUCUGCGUUUGUUGCCGCCCUACGUCGUUUCGUUGCUCGACGCAGCAAGCCGAGAGAGAUCCAUAGUGACAACGGAACCCAAUUCAAAGGAACUUCAAAUGAACUGCGUCGUGUGUACGAGAUGCUCAAAACCAGUACUGCCGACCGAAAAAAAAUAUUCCAGUGGUGUUCUGAAUCCGAAAUCCAAUGGAAGUUUAUUCCACCACGGUCACCUCACUUUGGUGGACUUUGGGAGGCAGCCGUAAAGUCAGCAAAGCAUCACCUACUUCGAGAAAUCGGACACACCAACGUAUAUUAUGAAGACAUGCUCACGCUACUAGCUGAAAUAGAGAUGUGUUUAAAUUCGCGACCUCUCGUUGAAAUCCCUGUAGAAGUCAAGGAUCUAGAGGCUCUCACCCCUGGUCAUUUCCUGGUUGGCGAAAACAUGCAAGCUGUAGCCUGCAAGCCUCUUACCGAAGUCCCCGACAACCUGUUGUCUCACUGGGAUCUCACUCAAAAGAGAUUCCAGCGUAUUUGGUCUCGCUGGCAGCGAGAGUAUCUCCAACAGUUGCAGGCUAGAGCUGUUAAACCCAAACAAAAGGUUGAGAUCCAACCCGGCCGUUUAGUCAUCGUCAAGGAAGACCAACUCCCACCAAUUCAAUGGCCGCUCGGUCGUAUUACUGAAGUUGUUCCUGGAAGCGAUGGUGUUGAUGUUUGGUGCAUCGAUAGCACCGAGCAGCAACUUUCCAACAAACGCCGCCUUCAGGAAUUCACGUCGGUCAGCGAGGCUGUCCAGUUUAAACCAGGAACAUCGUUGCAGGUAUCGUGGCUGGGGCACCAGACGACAGCCGCUGAUUCAAGGUGCGAGCGCACUAAAGCACAAUAA
Molecule: messenger RNA, 4500 nt
Organism: Uranotaenia lowii
Lineage: Eukaryota; Metazoa; Arthropoda; Insecta; Diptera; Culicidae
Exons: 4
Coding region: 1-4500 (1499 amino acids)
Biological process (GO): DNA integration
Molecular function (GO): nucleic acid binding; zinc ion binding
Source: RefSeq, a predicted model, not a curated record